AAAGGAGUGAAAAAAUUCAUUCAUUAGAAUUUUUUGUUUUAUAUAUUUUCUUCUUAUUUUUUAUCUGGAACAGCAAAAGAAAUAAAAAUAUUAACAAAAUUACAGUAAACAUAAAUAGCUAACGUGAAAAUAUAUAAAAACAAAUAAAAAUCGACGGGUAUUUGUGAAAAUAUAAAUGAAACGCAAUUAAUAAUUCUUUUUUUAACCAAUUAUAAUUUUUGUUUUUGCAGUCUAGAAAUUCAAAAUCUCACGCCCCAAAUUCGACCAUCCCACAAAUGACCUGAAACAAAUGAAUUUCUCAACUCCAUGUUAUUAAAUAACAAAAAAAAGUAAACAAAAAGAAUAAAUAAAUAAAAAAAAAAAACAAAUUUUAGUCUAGGAAAAACGAAACAAAAAUGUUAGAAACACCACUGAAUGAGGUCGACAACUAUGGCGGUAGCCGUACAUUUACCUGGUUGGCAGAUCUAUCCGGUCUAUCAAUUGAUGUGGUAAAUUUUAUAAUAUGCCAAAUAUCCGCAAUCUUCCUAGCAUCACUAUUUCGUUCAGUGCUACAUCCUUCCAAGGUAGCUUCAUCAGUGCGUCAUAUAGUGGCUUUAAGUAUUGGUCUAGUUUUUGGUUAUUUCUGCUUCGGACCACAAGCCAUACAUAUUGCCGGUCUUCCAGCUGCAUGUUAUGUAGUCAUACGCACACAAAGUCCAAAAGUUGUACAAAGGGGCGUUAUGAUCGUGGCCAUGGCUUAUUUGCUAACCAUACAUUUGUUAAGACAAAUAUAUGAUGAUGGUUCACAUACUUUGGACAUAACUGGUCCACUUAUGAUAAUAACACAAAAAGUUACUAGUUUGGCCUUUAGCAUACAUGAUGGUUUUGUAAGACAAACAAAGGAUCUUACUAAGGCCCAACAAUAUCAUGCUGUUAGUAAACUACCCUCAGCUUUAGAAUACUUUUCAUACGCCUUACAUUUUCAAGGUUUAAUGGCUGGUCCAUUGGUAUUCUACAAAGAUUAUAUUGAUUUUGUUGAGGGUUGUAAUCUACUUAAACCCACAAAUACAAAUGGAAGCGUGGACAAUGGCAAAUCACAAUUGGUGCUAGAACCUUCACCGGUGAAAACGGUGGUGAAAAAAGUUAUCGGCAGCUUUAUAUGCGCCUUUAUCUUUAUGAAAUUCGUUAAAAUGUAUCCCAUAAAGAAUAUGAAAGACGACGACUUUAUUGAGAACACCAGCAUUGCGUAUAAAAUAUGGUAUGCCAUGAUGGCUACCACCUGCACACGUUUUAAGUAUUAUCAUGCCUGGUUAUUGGCCGAUGCCAUAUGCAAUAAUUCAGGCUUAGGGUUUACGGGUUACGAUAAGGAUGGCAAUGCCAACUGGGAUCUCAUUUCUAAUAUUAAUGUUUUAGGUUUUGAAUUUGCUACAAAUAUGCGUGAUGCCAUUAACAAUUGGAAUUGUGGCACAAAUCGUUGGUUACGUACCAUCGUUUAUGAACGUGUCCCCAAGAAAUAUGGCACUAUUUUAACUUUUGCUUUAAGUGCUGUCUGGCAUGGUUUUUAUCCUGGUUACUAUUUAACAUUUGCCACUGGAGCUCUAAUGGUAACCUCAGCUCGUAUGGCUCGCCGUAUGUUCCGUCAUCGUUUCCAACAAACACGCAUGACACGUAUGCUUUAUGACAUUUUGACAUGCCUGACAACUCGUGUUGUUAUGGGUUACGCUACAUUCCCAUUUGUUCUGCUUGAAUUCAUGGGCAGCAUUAGAUUGUACCUGAAAUUUUAUUUGUGCCUUCACAUUGUUGCACUCAUUACCAUUUUUGUUUUACCCAAAUUUAUACGCGGCGAAAGACGUCCACACCCACCACAAUCAUCUUCCAAAACAUCACUGGGUGAUGAACAGGAAAAGCCUCUCAUUUCUAAUAAUUUGAAAAAGGAUGAUGGCGAUGAGGUUAAAAAGUCCGCAAACGAUAAAACAGCUAUUAAGGCAGCUGUAAAUGUAAACACAUCCUACUCAACUACAAAUACAAAUGUAUUACCCGAGGCCGAACAAAGGCAUACGUCUCCCGCACCACCUAAAUUACCUCUUGUAAAUCCCGGACGGGAUGCCGUAAGUGUGCCCCACGAUCAGUGCGAAAUGGAUCAAUUGUCUAGCAAGAUCAUGGAGAAAAUCGAAGCUGAAACUAAGAACAUUGAGGAGUUCAUUGAUAAGACUGUGACGGAAACCGUUACGGGUAUUGUGGAAUUUAAAAAUGAUUUAAUGCGCGAAAUACCCAACGGUUUACGCAAACGUACCUCUUUGGCUACAACCGUUAGUGAUGUAGUAGCUGGUGCCACCGGCAAGCCAUCCGCAGACGAGAGUGCUGCAUUUCUUAAGAAAGAAAUCGAAGUGAUUAAUGCUGUCGUCCAGCAAGCCAACGUUUUGCCAGCUGUUUUAAGCAACGGUCAUGCAAAAUAGCAACUAUAGGCAACAGCAAUCCAACUACUACUACUACAACUAUUACACGUCGUAAUAAUAAAGUUUAUUUAUAAGAAUAGCAUGGAUUUUCUUUGUUUUUCUAAAUGCUCCAACUCCAAUUGUUAUUUGUUAAUCACUCUGAUGAUUACGGAUAAUAAUGACAACCGUUUGAACAAAUGUUGGAUAACAACAUAAAUUUAAUACAAUUUUAUAGUAUGUAAAACAACAACAACAAGAACAAUUUAAAUUUAAAGCAGAUAAAAAGAAGAUCAACUUGACCCCAUACUAAACAAAUGGAAUAAUAAUAAUUAUUAUUACAAAAACAAAAAGUAAACCUCCACCUUUACCAUCCAUAUUAUUUUAUGUAAUGAAUGAAUGAAAUGUAACAAAAUCAUCAUCAGCACUUUAUCAUUUAUCACGAUCAUUUUAUUGUUUGUUAUAACAUCAACUCCUACGCUUUUUUAAUAACCAUUAUUAAGGCACUAUAUUAACAAAAAUUAAGCACAACUACAACAUUUUUUUUUUUUUUGUUCCAAAGCACGCACGCACACAUACAAAAUUUAUAACAAAACACACUCAGUGACACAAAAAUUUAAGAAAAAAAUCUAACAAACGCACACACAACAAGAUUGACAAAAGUCCUUCCAAAAAGCAUUAAAUUUUUACAAGAAAAAAAAUUUUACACUUUACUAUCGUUCCUAUUUUUUUUUAUAUAGCAACAAUCAAAUAAAAAGUCCUCCUAACUUUAUAUCUUCCAAAAAUGUUUUUAAGAAGAAAAUAUGUAAACAAUUUGUUUUUCGCUACUUUUUUUCAUACAAUUUUAUACAAAAUGGACUUUUUGAAACCAAAAAUAAUAAAUUAUGUAAAAUUAAUCAAAAUUAAAUUAACACUUUAUUUAGGUGUUUUUGUAUGUUUGUUUUUUUAAUUGUAACUGACUUGUUUUUAAGUGAAAUGAAUUGAUAUUGAUAUAAUUAAUAAAAUAGAAAAAUAUUCAAAUUGUAAACUAAUUUAAGCAAAAACCCCAACUAUUUAAAGAUUUAAAACAGCUGGCUAACAAAAUUUUUUUCUAAAAACAAUUUGUCUGCUUAAAUUGAAUCUCAUUUUCGAGAUAAUUUUAAAUUCAUAUAAAAUGAAAAUCGAAUAUGGCUAAAAGUUUUAUAAUUUUCUCUUUUUGUAAUGUUAAUUUCAAAUUAAAUACAGUUUUUAAAAAAGUUUAGAGAACUCUUUUGUUAGAAAUCUGUUUUAAAUUAAGUAGUUUUUUAAAAGCAUAGUUGUGUAAUAAUUUAUUUGAAUAAAAAAAGAAACACUAAAGAUUUUAAAACUUUUUUUAAUUUAUUUAACUGAUUAUUUGUAACAUUUUUAAAGAUUUUAAAAUAUUAAACAAAAAAUUCUAUAAACGGUGUUACCAUAUUUUGAUAUAAAAAGUUUAGUUAAAAUUUUCAUCACAUUUUUUGAGUUUUUAAGAAAAAAGUUUUUAAUUAUAAAAAAUCUCAGCCAUUUUUUUUGUUUUUAACUAACUGACGGCUCUGUGCAAUAUAUAUCCCAAGUAUUAUAUGAAUCAGCUAACUUGUGGUCAAUUUCUGUCUAAAUAAAGUCAUAGUUUAUGGGUGAUACAUAUCGCAAGUAGAAUACACAUACAUAUGUGCCGAAACAAUAACAAAUUUUAAACAAUAAAUAUAAAGUUCCACAGAAAUACUUCCCUCUCUAAAUGUUCAAUGAUUUUUCUUUCCAUACAGUAUUUUAAAGUGCAAUAUUUUUAAACAAGAUUUAUUAAAACAAUUUAUUGGAUCGAUUAUGAAUAGCAAUCAAACUUCAGUUGAAUUGUCAGCGCUCAAAGCAACUGACAUAAAUCUUGGUGUUAUGAACGCAAAUUUCGUUAGUUGCCAAAAAAUUUAUUGAUAUUGUGUCAUCUGUAUUAAUUUUGACAGAAUGACAACUCAACCGAGGUUCGAUUGCUAUCAAUAAUUGAGCCAUAAGUUUAUUCCAAAAAACAUCUAAUAGGAUCUUGUAUAUUCCUUUUAUAAUUUUACAAUUUGGUCCUAUUUAGAGAAGAUUUUUGGAAAAAUUAUCGAAAGAUUAAAGAUGUUUUCCCCUAUGGAAUGAACUAAUUAAACACACAACGCUACAGACAAAACAACAAUAACACUUUUCAUAUAUACAACAACAACAACAAAAAACAAACAAACAUACUUAAAUAUAGUUAGAUUUUAUUGUAAAUAAGAAAUUAAACAAACUUAUAUAUUUUUAUAAAAAUAAAUCAAAAACAAAAUGUUAUAUCCUUAUUUUUCCAUGUAUGUGUGCAUAUAAAAACACAAACAAAAAACACUGUUAAUUAUUAUUUCCUAAUUUUACUAAUUUGUUAUUGAAAUUUAAACAAUUGUUUUUGGACGAUUAAUUAUUUAAAGAUGUUUUACAAAAAAAAUCCUUUAAGUCAUAAUUAAAAUGUAAAGUCGGUCCCACCUUAGGCACUUUUUCAGUUUAAAAUUAUAUCUUUAUAUUAUUAUAAAGAUAUAAGAAAAAAAUUAUUGACUUAAUACAAUAUCCGCUAAAUAAUUAAUCGCAAACGAAAGUUAUUUAUAUAAUUGAGCUUUUUACCUCUAUAAUAUGAAUAAUUGCACCUCCCUAUUUGAAAAAAAAGCAACACUCUCCUAAUCACAAAACCUACUAUAAAAUGUUAUUUUUCAUUGCAUAUUUAUUAUUAUUAUUAGAUAACAAGGGAAAUAUUUUUAUUCUAAAAACUAUGAUUUUUUAUUGUGUAUAUAAUAAAUUUGUUCAAAAUUAAAGUUUUUCUAUUUAAUAUUUUAGGUCUUCCAAAAUAUUUUUUUUUAACAAAAUAACUGAGAAUAAUUUUCCCUAUGUUUUCUUACCUCAACAAAAAUCCCCUUGAAAAGAAUUAAAACAUUAAUACCCACCAAAUCCAUUGUAUCGAAAUGUUUAAAAUACAAUACAUAUGUAUAAUUAAUUAAAAAUAUAUUUAAGUUAC
Lucilia sericata (common green bottle fly) is the source of this 5418-nucleotide messenger RNA. RefSeq names its product lysophospholipid acyltransferase 1 (gene oys). Gene Ontology annotation, molecular function: acyltransferase activity. The record is from RefSeq and is a predicted model, not a curated record. Gene Ontology annotation, biological process: lipid modification. The coding region runs from base 396 to 2435 and encodes 679 amino acids. Lineage: Eukaryota; Metazoa; Arthropoda; Insecta; Diptera; Calliphoridae. Gene Ontology annotation, cellular component: membrane. The transcript has 9 exons.